Messenger RNA from Schistosoma spindalis, 1153 nucleotides. NCBI's taxonomy places the organism in Eukaryota, Metazoa, Platyhelminthes, Trematoda, Strigeidida, Schistosomatidae. The record is from the annotation of a GenBank genome assembly.
UUUGAAUUUGAUAUUACUGUUGUCAUGACUUGGUGUACAAGGUAAUGGCGGAUGAUUUGGAUGUGGAUAAUGGAUCGGCAAAAUUUGCCAAAAAAGGAAGAAGAGCUAAAAAAACGAUUAAAGACAGAGAUGAUCCAAUUUCUAAUGAAAUUUAUCUACGUAAAGCUAAUGACAUAAAGAACACUGAAUUUCCGGAAUGUAAAAUAGGCGGUUGGAAUGAGGGUGAAAUUUCGCACAGCGUAUCGUUUGGAAGGAGAGCUGAUGAAGAUACACUAAAUGUUUGCAAAGCUUUACGGAGGGAAGAAUCUGAUGAAGAACUCGAGAUACCUAUUGUUCCUGAUUUAAAUAGUGUUGAGGACCAGUCAACUACAUUUCAGGGUGCGGUUGCACCGAGGUACAUGAGUUUUCUGUCGAUUGCCUCAUCAUUUUCUUUGUGGUCAUAAACAAAAUUCCAGCGUACUGUGAACUUAGUCAAGAUCUACUCAAUCAUGGCACGCUUCAGUUGUUGAACGGUUAUAUUAACUUGAGGGUUUUGAAGAAACAUUUAUUCUCUGAAUCUGAAUUGCAAGAAAUUGAUGAAAAAUGGAGUUGGGACUUUUUGUUUUCUGAAUUAAAGACACGGAAAUAAGGUUGUAAGCUAACCUUAUUUACAUAUUUCAUGUUAAUAAAUCAAACCAUUUGUAACAGCGACACAAGAUAUCGAAAUAAUAUUCCCUUUACAGUGUUAAUUUUGGCUUUUACGUAGCAUUUAGCACAGGAUAUACUAUAAACAAAAUUGACUAGUAUUAUUGGUUAAUGAAGUUAUAAACUAAUCAAGUGAAGCGUAAUUAAAGACCCAACCUAUUAUUUUGGGGUCAGCUAGCUAGUCGUUAUUUAUGGUUGGGGAUCUUGGAUGACGUGGUUCAGUAUCAAACGCAGUAACGCAUGUCUAUUGAUUUCCUAUUUUAUUUCAUAUUUUGACUUUAGCGAUCGUUUUCACGCAUUCAUUUUUUUCGAAACGUGCUUCUUAUCCUAUUUUCACGAACACUGUCGCUAACUUUUAGGCUUAUUAAAUUUUUUCCUAUUGAUUUUAUCUGCUUGUACUGGUAUAAAACUUCACAGACUAGGUCUAUGAAUAUUUGGUCUAGAUCUUAUGUUGUUUAUAAAUGACUGA